AUGGCAUCGUCAAUUGCAAGACAUACUUCAACUAUAUCGCUUAUCUCGACUAAUUCUCAACCAAGAGAAGGAAGCGUCCUCCUUCAAGCUCUUAAUCGAUACCGGGACCACAUAGAGAUUGCUUGUGAUAAAAUUCUCGAGAGAUGUUGUGUUGAAAGCAAAUCUGCCUAUAGAAGGCAUUUAUCACUGUUCUCUCCUUAUUUGCUUCCAGGCGCGGCAUCAGGUGAUCACUUGGAGGCAACAGCUCCUCGAAUCCUGGACGAGAGAGCUCGUGAAGUGCUGGCCCAUUAUCUUAUUGAACUCCUCUCCUCCUUGUUACUGCCUGAACCUCUCCCCCAGACCAUUCGAGAGGUAGAUACACGACUAGCCGAAGGGCAACUCUGCUUCCCCGACAAACUUAUGCCCGCUAGAAGCGAGUUGGAAGAAUUCCGUGUUUUGGCGGAGAAGGGCAAGAAAUCCUUUGCCGCUUCGCUAGAUCUCCCUGUAGAGAAGAUAUUUUCGGCUUUGAAGGUAAUCUCACCCAUUUCCUCAUAA
Molecule: messenger RNA, 534 nt
Organism: Rodentolepis nana
Lineage: Eukaryota; Metazoa; Platyhelminthes; Cestoda; Cyclophyllidea; Hymenolepididae
Source: the annotation of a GenBank genome assembly